GCAGAAGAGGUUGAAGAAGCCACUGAGACGACCAAGCGGGACCGGUCCCACUUGGAGAGCACCCUUAAGCUGAAUGAGGACAAACCUGCUGAUGAUUUCUCAGGGAUACUGCAGCGGCUGAGGAAGAUCUACCACUCCUCCAUCAAGCCCCUGGAGCAGUCCUACAGAUACAACGAGCUGAGGCAGCAUGAGAUCACAGAUGGGGAGAUCACUUCCAAGCCUAUGGUGCUAUUCCUGGGACCGUGGAGCGUCGGCAAAUCCUCCAUGAUAAACUACCUCCUAGGGCUGGAUGACACUCCCUACCAGCUCUACACAGGGGCAGAACCCACCACCUCUGAAUUCACUGUCAUCAUGCAUGGCCCGAAGCUGAAGACCAUCGAGGGCAUCGUGAUGGCUGCUGACAGCGCACGCUCCUUCUCGCCCCUGGAAAAGUUUGGGCAGAACUUCUUGGAGAAGCUGAUAGGGAUUGAGGUGCCUCACAAACUCCUGGAGCGAGUCACCUUUGUGGACACUCCAGGCAUCAUUGAAAACCGCAAGCAGCAAGAACGAGGUUACCCAUUCAAUGAUGUGUGCCAGUGGUUCAUUGACAGAGCUGACCUUAUCUUCGUUGUCUUUGACCCCACAAAGCUGGAUGUGGGCUUGGAGCUGGAGAUGCUGUUUCGCCAGCUGAAGGGCCGUGAGUCUCAGAUCAGAAUCAUUUUGAACAAAGCCGACAGCCUGGCCACCCAGGAGCUUAUGAGAGUCUACGGUGCCUUAUUCUGGAGCUUGGCUCCUCUGAUCAAUGUCACGGAGCCACCCAGGGUGUACGUGAGUUCCUUCUGGCCCCAGGAGUAUCAGCCGGAAACCCACCAAGACCUGUUCCUCAAAGAAGAGAUAUCACUCCUGGAAGAUCUCAACCAGGUGAUUGAGAACAGGAUGGAGAAUAAGAUUGCCUUCAUACGCCAACACGCCAUCCGGGUGCGCAUCCACGCCCUUUUAGUUGAUCGCUAUCUACAAACCUACAAGGACAAAAUGACCUUCUUUAGCGAUGGAGAACUGGUGUUCAGAGACAUUGUGGAAGAUCCUGACAAGUUCUUUAUCUUUAAGUCCAUUCUGGCAAAGACCAAUGUCAGCAAAUUUGACCUCCCCAACCGUGAGGCUUACAAGGACUUCUUUGGCAUCAAUCCCAUCACUAGCUUUAAGCUGCUGUCUCAGCAGUGUUCCUACAUGGGAGGGUGUUUCCUAGAGAAGAUCGAAAAGGCCAUCACGCGUGAGCUUCCUGAUCUCUUGGGAAGCAUCGGCUUGGGGAAGAAGCCCAGCAUUCUCUCCUGCGACAUUACUGGCUGUGGCGAAACCCCAAAGAAUCGCUACAGGAAACCGUAGUGUGUUCUGUAAUAUAACCAUUCAUGUGUUCCUACUGGUGAAUGAGCUUAUGUCUUAUCUGUCCAAGAAGCCAUGGCUUAUUAACCCUUUGAGUGCCACACUGGCAAAGGCUACUGUACAAUGAGGACUUUGAGUCAUUGACAUCAAUGGCAGGGGAAGGUGGGUGGGCGUAAGAAAGAGAAUAAAAACUGUGAAUUCCUGACACUUUAUCUUUGUUCUUUCAAAUAGAAGGCAAUGUUUGAGCUGUAAGUAUGAGCUAGAACUGUAGCUGCUUUUUCACUGGUACCAAGAUUCACAUGUGAGAACAAGAAUUUCAACCUCUGCAUCAUUAAGCCAGCAGGGAGCAAGAAUGAGGGCACAGCGUGAGGGCACAGAGGAGAGUGGUGACACAGUAACCUGGGAUCCACCAGCAGCCCCAGGGGGCAAAGCUCUGGGCAGGGUAGGAGAGGCCAGGUCCCAGCUGCUGUUUUCAGGCACAAAAAUCCUACAAAUCUUUACAAAUAUUGAUCUUGUUUUCCUUUCCAAGACUUUUAGGUCACCCCGUGGAGUUCUCCUUUCACAAAACAGCUGAGCUUAAUUCUGCAGCCUUUACCUAGGUGUUAGCCUUCUCCUGCAUUAGGAAAGGAUUCAGUCCCCCAGCUGACUGUUUGCAGGGGCAUUUGUAGCUCCAGACAGAUAGCCAUGGUGGGAUUUGCACGUCCAUGCCAGAGUAAGCAGUGGGCUGGAAGCAAGCCAUCAGAACUGGCUGAGUUCUGCUUGAGGAGCAAGAGAAGCACCCAAAGUCACAAAGUCCUGCAAAGAGCCAUGAGCAGGUCCCCUCUCUCUGGGCUGGCACAGAGACAGGGUGUUUAGUGUCCGCAUGUGCCAUUAACCUUAAAAAUCCCAUGCUGGCAAGUCAAGCCUGAGUAUCAGUAGGGCUCAGAGGGUUAAUUGUUUGGCAGUUUGACCUUGUUUAAGUCAGUGUUGCAUGCUUUCUCCAAAUCAGAUCCCUGAGUUUUUUUUGCCGUUUGCAGGGAGACGGGAAUGCCAUUUUACAAGCCACAUCCUUCUUCCCCUCUGCUAAUCUGUUCUCCUUAGGAUAUUACAGGAAGAUUUCUGUGGAUUGUUCUCUGUACUUCACCCAUUUUUAGCCGUGAAGCUGUUGGCUCAUCUCUGCACAUCAGCACUCAGUCCUGUGAGCUACAGGUGAAUGACUUGCUUCAAAAGCACCAGACCAGGGUCGGGUUCCCCAUGGACAGCCAACCUUGAAACCUGGCAGCGAAAGCCAGGCGAUUGCGGGU
Molecule: messenger RNA, 2642 nt
Organism: Struthio camelus australis
Lineage: Eukaryota; Metazoa; Chordata; Aves; Struthioniformes; Struthionidae
Source: RefSeq, a predicted model, not a curated record